This is a messenger RNA of Closterium sp. NIES-67, 2206 nucleotides long. The record is from the annotation of a GenBank genome assembly. NCBI's taxonomy places the organism in Eukaryota, Viridiplantae, Streptophyta, Zygnematophyceae, Desmidiales, Closteriaceae.
UCCUAGGAAUUGUGUUCACUUGGCUGUCAGCGUUCCUCCUGACGGCUCCACGCAAGCACACACCAAUGAUAAUCUGCUUUCCAUGGGAAUUUCUUUGGCCCGCUGAUAAUGUACACCCGUGCUGUCGAGCUUUAGUGCACCAGGAAAUCAAGGUGUUCCUACGACUGCGAUUUUGGAGAAUCGCGUCUCGUGACGCGAGUUGGGUGACUGAUAUACAUAAGCAAACGAUUCAGGCGAGAUUAGUAGUAGGCUCGUUCCGCUGAUUCUGCCAUGGCGAUGUAUCAAGGACCCGUGGGCACGCCACCGAACCAAGGUUAUUAUGGCCAGCCUCCGCCUCCCCCGCCGAGCUAUGGACCACAGGCAGGAGGGUACCCCUACCCCCCUCAAAGCUAUCCCCCUCAAGGCUAUCCAGCCCAGGGUUACCCCCCUCCCCCGCCUGGUGCCGUAAUUGUCACUGAACGACGGGGAAACGCCUUCGACGACUUCUGUGCUGGCCUCCUCGCUUGUCUUUGCUGCUGCUGCAUGAUGGAUGCCCUCACUUAGUCUGCAAUUGACAUCAGGGAGGGAAAAUAAUGAAUUGUGAUGUGAGGAGUUGCAGCAACAUGAUUGAUUUGAGGUUAGGCCCUUCAAUACAACCAAGCAUGAGCUGUCAUUUACAUGGAGAGAUGUACUCUCCAUUAUUUAGCACCUAAAUAUUCUCUGUUUAUAUUGCCAUCGCUGCUAUAAUGCUCUCUGAUUUGUUGAUUGUGUCAUGGAUAGAUGCCUUAUCGUGAGCAUAUUCAAUGUUAUUUUGGGCUGGUUUGAACAAAUUCUGACACCCACACACACAGAAUGAUUUUCCCGCUAUUUUUGCCGAACCGCCAGACAUCUCCUCUCCCUCCAACCAAGUUACUCUUCAGGGCGGCUACUCCUUUCUCUUUCACCUCAUCCCUUAUCCAUUCACCGUUCGGCUUCUAGUCUCUAGGUUUGCUGCUAGAAUUCAACGGCUUUAGCAUAGUCCUUCUCUGGAGUCCUUGGCAGCGUUGCGAUCGUACUUAUGCCGCCUUCCUUCUCCCCCCUCCCUCCCCAUCUGCUCGUCCCGCGUUUCCUCUGCCGUUGAUUCUGAGAGUUGAUGGCGGUGGGUCUAUCAGCGGAGGCUGCUCGGCCAUCGAGAAACGUCAGGCAUCAAGAGACGUCAGGCAUCAAGAGACGUCAGGCAUCAAGACACGUCAGGCAUCAAGAGACGUCAGCCAUCAAGAGACGUCAGCCAUCAAGAGACGUCAGCCAUCAAGAGACGUCAGGCAUCAAGAGACGUCAGGAAUCAAGGAGGAAACACCACGGAGACCUGGGACUCCCAUGCCUCCCUGCUCCGUCCGUCACCCUUGGGACUCCCGUGCCUCCCUGCUCCGUCCGUCACCCUUGGGACUCCCAUGCCUCCCUGCUCCGUCCGUCACCCUUUGGACUCCCGUGCCUCCCUGAUCCCCCCCCAGCCCAUGCUCUCCACCUACUCCCUCGGACAUCUGGGCCUUGGCCCUGCAGCCCUCAUCCCCACUGUAGACGCCUCUGCUGCAAGCAUUCUGGCUGUGCGCUAGCCACUUUGGUUCUGCCCGUGACUGUGCUGCUAGAGGGGUGUUUAGCCGUGACUCUUCUGCUAGAGGGUGCUUGACUAUGCUGCCGGAGGGUCGUUUUCCCGUACUUUUGGUUGGUUGUCUCCUCGGUCUUGCCUACCUUCUGCCUUCCUUCCUUCCUUCCCGCGCCCCCCCCUGGGCUCUAUCACAUGAGAACGAAUGGAGGGAGGGACGGACAGGGAAGGGCAGGGAGGUGUACAGGCCAUCCGGCUGAGAGCAAAGGCCAGCUGAUAGGCGCAGGUAGAGGGGCGGUGUGUUGUUGUUUGUUGCAUGUGACAUGGUGUGGUGUGAUCUGACACGGUGUGCCAUGUGUCUCAUGGCAUGGUAUGGUAUGCUGCAAGGUGUGCUACCUAUGCCAUGGAUUGCUGUUUCCCAUGGCAUGGUGUGGUUUGUUGCGCAUGGUAAAAGGUCAUGUGUUCUUGAUUGAUACUAAUGUUAAGAUGAGCUAGCUAGGGGGAGAAGCCAUGAAUGGCAAGAGAGAAGAGAGUGAGAUUAGAAGAGAGAGGGAUACAAGGAGGGAGUUGUACCCUCUAUAGUAGGAUCCAGCAACACCUACCAAGCCUACAAUUAUAUAUCUAUAAUAUAAUUUAACACACGCU